ACAAAAAUGUGAGGAAUGCAUGGAUAUAUUGAACAGACUGGAAUACUGGGUUACAACUUCCUUAUUGCUUUCACACUGAAAAGUUAUAAAAAGUUUUCUCAUACAAUAAAAGUAAGUGAUAUUAACUGUUUAAAGAUACAAAAAUACUUCUAUAUUGACCUCUAGAUAUAACAAUAUUUCUGUAAUUGGUUUUCCACCAAUAGAGUAAUGUUUAUUCAUAGUUUAGAAGAGGAAUUAUGGUAGUAUAAAAACAAGGAAGUGAAUACGUUAGCCAGACUUACAAACUUUGCUUUAAUUUCAAAAUAUAAACUUGAGUGUGAACUGACUUUUUCCUAUAAGUAGAUCUGUGUUGAGUCCUUUUUCCAGUUCCAACAUGAGGAAUAUGAAAGAGAAAGAUAUUCUUUACAGGUAUCAUAAGUUAAUCAUAUAUGAAGCAGUGAUAUUUUUAUGAGUGGAUAUACAUGUAUCAGUAAUUACCCAUCAUCAUGGCUAAUGAAAACCUUUAUGAAGACUUCAAUGACCCUACAACGAAUGAUCAGACAUUAAAUGAAAAUUCACCAAGUUGGUAUUGGGGUCAAAUGUCAAAGGCUGAGGUCAAAGAACAGCUGCAAGACCUACCAGAUGGUUCAUUUCUGGUGAGAGAUGCUUCCACACCAGGGGACUUCACUCUUACCAUCAAGAAGGGAGGAGUUAAUAAACUUGUGAAAAUAUAUCAUAAAAUGGGAUUAUAUGGGUUUGCUGAGCCCUAUGACUUUGGUUCUCUGGAAGAUCUGAUUCAGUUUUAUAGAGAUAAUUCUCUGUGUAAAUACAAUGCUAAACUAGAUAUAAAACUGUUGUAUCCGGUGGAACAUUGCAAGAGAGAUUCGUAUGGAGAUGAUGUGGCUAAGAAGAAAGCAGACUAUAGAGAGUUGGUAGAAAACUUACGUCUUGCUGAAUGUAAUCUUGAAAAUCUAUUUGAGGAAAAGUCAAACCUACAGGACACUCUUCAGGAAAAAGAACUCCUUGAGGAAAGUCUUAAGGCAACAAUAUUUAUCUAUGAUGAGCAGGUUAAACUUCACAGAGAGUUCCACGGGAAUGUGGCAGCAGUAGAUAUUGAAAGACUAAGAGAGAAUUAUAAUGCAUUGUUGGCACGGCUAGAGGAGAUAGGGGAUAUAAGGGAUACGGUCAUCCAGGAAAUUGGUAAAAUAAUGCAGGAAAACCGAAGUCUCAUGGGAGAAAUAUCUGAACUGAAGGCAGAAGUCAAAAAACUUGCAAGAGAUAAGGCAAAGAGAAAAAGGUGGUUAGUUGAUACCAACACUUUACCACAUGCAGUUGAAGAUACAUGGAUGGUUGGUUCAUGUGACAGAAAGGAGUGCAACGCACAUUUAGAAAAUAGAGUACCAGGGACAUUUCUUAUCCGCAAAUCAGAGAAAGAUAAAAAAACAUCAUAUGUUCUUUCUAUAGUGGACACAAGCCGCAUUGUACAUAUUAAAAUACUUCAGAAGGAAACAGGUUUUGGGUUAUCAGAGAGAGUAUGUAAUCAUCCAUCACUGAUGGACCUUGUUCUUCACUAUGAGAGUGUAUCAAUAGCAGAACAUAAUACCAGUGUUGAUAUAACACUAAGAUAUCCUGUCAGGAGUAAAGAUAUUGAAAACUUCUAUGAGGCAGAGCCAAUCUAUGGUUUAUAAUGCAAGAAACUACUGAGAAAUCAGAGUAAAUAAAUGUGGUUAAUAAUGCAAGAAACAACCAAGAUGUCAAUUGUUAGUUUCACUUUAAUAAUUCAUGUAUAUUGUUUAUAAUGCAAAAAGAAACAGAGAGAGUCAAUCUUCAGUUAUAAUUGCAAUACUGGUUGGAGAGAUAACUCCGACACUAAAUCACAUACUUUUUGUAAUAUCUUAAUUAUCGUCCUGCAUAUUUUAAAUAUUGAACCACCUAAAUAAAGUUCAGUUCAAAGACUUUACAUUUCACUACAAAAAUUAUGUAUGAAAGUGGGAAUUGGUACUUCUUUAAGGUCCUAAAUGGGGUAUACAAAACAUGGUCUUUUUACCCCUAAACAGUAGAUAAAGACGACACUUAAAGUUUUAAGUAAAAAAUGACAGGAAAAUCAGCAUCAUUAAUUUAUUUUUACAUCUUUUAUGUUUUAUCUAUUUUUUGUUGAUGUAAAAACAAGUUUUCAAAAAUAUUUCCCAAGUCAGUGGCCUGUGGUCAAUACAUUUCUAAUUACCUCAUUGUAAUUUAGUAAAAAGAAUGUUUUGAAGCAGUUUUUGCCAGCGAAAAGUUUCAGUUAAUUUAAAAAUAUUAAAAACUUUACUAACUUACACAAAAAAUCAUCACAUUCUGUCUUACUCCUAUACUACUAGGUGACCAUAUGCUUUUUUGUUGAAAAACAAAGUUAUAAAAAUUAUAUUUAUCAAGUGUCGGGGUUAUCUAUGCGUCGGAGUUAUCUCUCCGACCAGUAAACAAUUAUAAUUCAAGAAGCAACCAAUAGUUUAAACACAAUGGAGAAACUAAUGAAGAAAUAGAUAUUUCCCUUACCUACUUAGAGACAGGGAAUUAAAAAUUUAGAAUUUAUUAUACAACAUUGCUAUUAUAUCAAAAAGUGUGAGAAAGAUCAGGAUAUACUGUUUUAUUUGUUAAAGUACUUAUAUUAUUAGUUAUAAAGAUCGUUGACAGGUUAUAUGGCCCUAUAUAAACGGCUAUUUGUAAAUAUAACCCGAGCCGUUAGGCGAGGGUUAUAUUGCAAACAGCCAUUUAUAUACGGCCAUAUAACCUGUCAACAAUCUUUAUAACGAAUUUAUAAUACAGCAAGCAUCAUUUUUAGAGAAAAAAUUAAGAUUUCCUCAUGAAUCGACAGCAGCCGUGUAUAUAAAACUAUAUAAACGUCACGAUUAUCCAAUGAAAAAUGACGUUACAAACGUGCAGUAUUAUAAAAAUAAUAAAUAUGGCCAUAUCAUAUGAUAUAAUUCUGUAUACAACAGUUACAUAAGAAGGACAUGGAAAUGUAAUAUAUUGCAUGUAUAAUUGAUACAUAUAUAUUUAGUACUUUACAAGUAGUGACCAACAAGGUCUUUUAAAACGGAAUAAAGAUGCUGCUUUUAUUAUGUUUUUAAGAAAGUUAAUUAUGCCAAUAUUUUGCAAAAUUGUGUAUACAUGUGUAUUAAUUAUGCUUUUUGAUUUGCAAAUACAAAAAUGUACGUAAUUCAACUUGCCAAUACUUUUUUUUGGGUGAAUUUAUGUAUUUAGUGAUGCAUAUAUUUCAGAUAUUAUUUUAAGAUAUUAUUUAUUAUGUUCCAUGAUCUUCACUUAAAUUUCUAAUGUAUUAAACAGCUGGAUUGCUAGGUGAUAUAAUAGCUACAAACUUAUUACAUGUAUUACGUAAUAUAUAACAUAACUUUUAUCAUAUUAUUAUAAAUCUAGGAUAGCAGACAUCAAACUUACAUAGAGGAUGUUCAGGCUUUUCUAUAAAUACAGGAUUUAUUUUCAUCAAGUGGUAUGAAAAUAAAUAUUUCAUAAGUGGUGGCAACCACAAGUGAAAUAUGAUAAUUUUGAGACCAAAAGACCCUUAUUUAUAGAAAAACUUGAAUUUUACAUUUAUGAUAUACUUUUUCACUUUUCUGACCAUACAAUUCGACACACUUCCCCUUUAAUUUUGUGUAUCGUGUGAAUUCAGAAGACACCUAUGAAAAUACAGAGAAGUGAAA
Molecule: messenger RNA, 3680 nt
Organism: Ruditapes philippinarum (Manila clam)
Lineage: Eukaryota; Metazoa; Mollusca; Bivalvia; Venerida; Veneridae
Product: phosphatidylinositol 3-kinase regulatory subunit gamma-like
Exons: 6
Coding region: 486-1667 (393 amino acids)
Biological process (GO): insulin receptor signaling pathway; phosphatidylinositol phosphate biosynthetic process
Cellular component (GO): phosphatidylinositol 3-kinase complex
Molecular function (GO): 1-phosphatidylinositol-3-kinase regulator activity
Source: RefSeq, a predicted model, not a curated record